Molecule: messenger RNA, 1399 nt
Organism: Fusarium redolens
Lineage: Eukaryota; Fungi; Ascomycota; Sordariomycetes; Hypocreales; Nectriaceae
Exons: 2
Coding region: 318-1373 (351 amino acids)
Molecular function (GO): oxidoreductase activity
Source: RefSeq, a predicted model, not a curated record
AAUGAGGCCAGCGUAUUCCUUAACCACAGCCUCACUUGCGAUCAGUCCAGGGCCACAUCAACUGCCAAUCACGCUAUUUACGCUGAACACGCCCAAUACGCCCUAAGUUACAUGCCGCUAAAGAAAGCUGCAUGUUGAAAGACGCCAUUUACGCGUCCUUCCAAAGAGACAGAUGCUAUCAAAUUCAGUAUUGAGAAUGAUAGGCAAAAUAUAUAAAGGGGUGAAUGGCGUAUGUGAUGUGCUGAGUGAAAGGUGUAUCUUCACCGCAACACUUUGAUAUUUUAUCCCCGUUUUUUAACUUUGUUCGCCAAUCAAUCAUGGCUUCCACUACCUUUAAGCAGUAUUGGCUACCAGAGAAAAAAGGCUUCGACUCUCUGCAACUUAGAGCUGUUCCAAAGGAAUCACCCCAGCUUGGUCAGAUCUUGGUCCGCAUCAAAGCUGUCUCGUUGAACUGGAGAGACGGUAUCGUAGCCAUCGGCACUUACCCGUUUCCCGGCCCCGAUGCCUUAGUUCCUGGAAGUGAUGGUGCUGGCAUCGUUGAAGCGGUCGGGGAGGGUGUGACCGAAUGGAAAGUGGGUGAUCGUGUGGUCGCCAACUUCACCCAAGAACACAUCGCGGGUCGUCUCACUCGAGAUGUCGGCCUGACCCAGCUGGGUGGCGAAACGCAGGGCCUUCUCGGGGAGUACUUCAUCUUUCCUAAGACGGGCGUGGUCAAGAUCCCGGACUACUUAUCCUUUGAAGAGGCUUCUUGUCUUCCAUGUGCCGCUUUGACGGCUUGGAACGCCUUGUAUGGCCUGACACCUCUCCGACCUGGCCAGACCGUUCUUCUGCAAGGUACCGGAGGCGUUUCCACCUUUGCAUUGCAGAUAGCACACGCCGCUGGAGCCAAGACCAUUGUGACUUCAUCAUCCGACGAUAAACUGGCCAAAGCAAAAGCUCUCGGUGCAACGUGUGGAAUAAACUACAACAAGUCUCCCGACUGGGCUGCGGAAGCCAUGAAGAUCACCAAUGGCAAGGGAGUCGAUCACAUCAUUGAGAUCGGAGGAACCUUGACUCUUCAAGCAUCUUUCGAUGCGAUCGGAUUCAAUGGGCAGAUUCAUUGCAUUGGACACAUCACCAAUCCUGAUCCAUUGGGUGCGGGUAAAGACCUUCGAGGUCCUGAUGCAGCUUUCCUCGCGUUAGACCGUCUCUGUAUUGUUCGAGGUGUCGUGGUGGGAUCCCGAGAGCAGCUGCAAGAUAUGCUGGAAUGUUUUGAGACGAACGAGAUUCGACCAGUUAUUGACCGCGUGUUUUCUUUUGAGAAGGCUAGGGAGGCGUAUGAUCACCUUUGGUGCUCCACGCACACCGGAAAGGUUGUUAUUCAGGUUCCAUAGACGAUUGGAGCAGUAGCUCUCUGUUG